Mytilus trossulus (common blue mussel) is the source of this 1199-nucleotide messenger RNA. RefSeq names its product NAD-dependent protein deacylase sirtuin-6-like. NCBI's taxonomy places the organism in Eukaryota, Metazoa, Mollusca, Bivalvia, Mytilida, Mytilidae. The record is from RefSeq and is a predicted model, not a curated record. Gene Ontology annotation, cellular component: nucleus. Bases 33 to 1187 code for a protein of 384 amino acids. The transcript has 6 exons. Gene Ontology annotation, molecular function: NAD+ binding; transcription corepressor activity. Gene Ontology annotation, biological process: negative regulation of transcription by RNA polymerase II.
AUAAAUUCCAAGGAGAGGAAAAAGCUACGACAAUGACAUCAGAAAAUAUCAUAUGUUCAUUUACAAAAUGUGAUCAAGGAUAUGGCAUACAACCAUGUGCAGCUAGAGUCGAUGUAAGGGGAUUUCAUGUUCCUAAAUCAAAAAGAAAAGGAAUGGUGGUAGAUUGGACAGAUGAUGGUUCUGCGUCCCUCCAUAUGACGUGUUGGCAGAGAGUGUGUGACCUUGCUCAGGGUAACACUCCAAAUAUUAAGUUAUGCAAGAAAGAAAAAGACUUGAUAUACGAAGCAGAACAAACAGCAGAGUUUCAUGAUUCAGAAGAAUGCUUCCAGAAAGAGGCUUCACGUAUCGCUGCAUUGUUAAGAGAUUCAGCUUAUUGCAUAGGUUUCACAGGUGCUGGAAUUUCAACUGCCGCUGGCAUUGGGGAUUAUCGAGGCAUACAUGGUCAGUGGACCAACAAUGAUAAAACUAAAGAAUAUGGUCCUGCAUCAGCUAGUUUCGGGCUAACCUUACAUUCCAAGAGAGACCAUCUUCUUCCAACAUAUACCCAUGAAGCUAUUUAUAAAUUAAUGGACAUGGGUUUAAUCAACUAUUUGAUAAGUCAGAACACUGAUGGACUUCACAAGUUGUCUGGAAUUCCAUCGGACAAAAUAUCAGAACUACAUGGAAAUGGUUAUGAAGAAAAAUGUGAUACAUGUGGAUCGAGGCGUAUGCAAAGUAAAUCAACAGAUCAACAUCUGAGAGUACCUCCUCAAGAAUGUUGUAGGUGUGGCUGUGAUCACAGAAAUACGUGCGAAAUUCCGGGUUGUAAUGGGUACAUGAUGAACACAAUUAUCAAUUUUGGAGAUAUCCUUGAGGAAUUUGUUUACUCGUCUGCUAAAGAAAAUGGUGAAAAGGCUGAUGUUGUUAUUUGCCUUGGAACAACAUUGCUAGUUUCACCAGCUGAUGAACUAGUUACACUCGGCAAGAAACCAAAUAGACUCGUCAUUUGUAACAGACAAUCAACCCCUUAUGAUUACUAUUGCACUCAAAUAGAUGAACGUGGAGAACAGAUGGGAUCUCGGGUGUAUGGUGACUGUGAUCGUCUGAUGAAACUGGUCAUGAGGUUUAUCUUAGGUGAAGACCCUACCAAGGAAUGGGAAGAUGGCCGAGAUCAAAGAGUUGCAUUAUAUGAUAUGACUAGAACAUAGAAACUUAGGUGA